This is a messenger RNA of Triticum turgidum subsp. durum (durum wheat), 441 nucleotides long. The record is from the annotation of a GenBank genome assembly. Lineage: Eukaryota; Viridiplantae; Streptophyta; Magnoliopsida; Poales; Poaceae.
AUGGAUUGGGUGCUAAGGAAUGAAAUCAACCUUCAGUUUGCCGUCAACAAAUAUUUUUGGAAUGAUGUUCAUCACGAACCAUGGACCUUACAUGAUCCAAUGUGUAUGUCCAAGAAUAUAGUCAACAUUAUGCGCCUAGAUGACGAGAAUGGCACUCUAGUGAAGGAUGUUUUUAGUUGGGACUCAGAUGAUGAAAAUGCUAUUGACACCACAGGCUGCCCUAGAGCACAUGAACGCAGCUCUCCUCUUUUCCACUGUUUUGGAUUUCAUCCUUAUAAGGAAAUUGUCUUGUUUUAUGAUGACCGCCACUGUACAAUAACAGCCUACCAUUUGAAUAGCUCAAAGAUCCGUUAUUUGGGAAAGGUGGAAAGCUUCUACAACGACAUAAGAGAGUGGUUUCCAUAUGCCGCAUGUUGGGUGAGGGAUCUACCUGGGAGCUGA